Molecule: messenger RNA, 1069 nt
Organism: Trematosphaeria pertusa
Lineage: Eukaryota; Fungi; Ascomycota; Dothideomycetes; Pleosporales; Trematosphaeriaceae
Product: ClpP/crotonase
Exons: 2
Coding region: 201-1034 (277 amino acids)
Biological process (GO): fatty acid beta-oxidation
Cellular component (GO): mitochondrion
Molecular function (GO): enoyl-CoA hydratase activity
Source: RefSeq, a predicted model, not a curated record
GAUGCUUUUCAGCUUCGGCGCGUGGCUCGCACGAGGUGGAAGUCAGGUACCGGUACACGAAAGGGUGCAUAGGGCGGCUAAUCGGACCUCAGCUCUCGAAAACCUGGACGCUUCAACCGUCUUGAGCUUCAUCAGCCUCUUCGAAGUCGUUCCAAUUGCAGCUUCUCUGCUUCCGUCACCACCCCUCAACCAUCAUCACGAUGUCCUACCCAACCACAACCCCGCCGCCGCCCACGCCAACCUUCCUCAAGCUCUCCUUCCCCGCGCCCCGCGUCCUCCUCGUGCGCAUGGACCGCCCUGCCUCUCUCAACGCGAUGUCCACCGCCGGCCAAUGGGAAAUGGACAGCGUGUGGAAGUGGCUAGACGACGAGCCCAAUCUCAGCGUCGCCAUCAUAACGGGCACAGGCCGCGCCUUCAGCGCGGGCGCCGACCUCAAAGAGUGGAACAACUCGAUGGCGGACGACGCGGAUCCGAGCAAGCGCAUGGGGAACAGUCCGGCGUUCAAGCCGCUGAGCAGGAGGUUGGGCAAGAAGCCGGUGAUUGCGGCGGUGAACGGGCUGGCGAUGGGCGGUGGCUGCGAGUUUGUGGUCAACUGCGAUUUGGUGGUUGCGUGCGAGGAGGCGGUGUUUGGGCUGCCGGAGGUGAAGAGGGGGGUUGCGCCGAUUGGGGGCGCAUUGCCACGCCUCAUAAGGACAGUUGGGCUGCAGCGGGCGACGGAGUUUGCGUUGAUGGGCGAGCCGAUAUCAGCGCAGAAGGCGUUCCAGUGGGGGAUCGUGAAUAAGAUAGUGAAGAAGGAGCGGGUGGUCGAGGAGGCAGUGCGGUACGCGGCGGCGAUCGCAGAGAAUAGCCCUGAUGCGAUUAUUUGCACGAGGGCAGGCUUGAGGCAGGGGUGGGAGACUGCGGCGGUGGAGAGAGCGGUGGAGGUGGUGCUUGAGCGGGAGUGGGCGGAGUUGCAGAAGGGGGAGAAUAUCAAGGAGGGGCUGAAGGCGUUUGGUGAGAAGAGGAAGCCUGUGUGGAAGGGCAGCAGAUUGUAAGAUGGCGGAACCAAAACUUCGACUUUUAAAUAGAG